Messenger RNA from Ustilaginoidea virens, 1518 nucleotides. RefSeq lists its product as uncharacterized. The record is from RefSeq and is a predicted model, not a curated record. The coding region runs from base 1 to 1518 and encodes 505 amino acids. Lineage: Eukaryota; Fungi; Ascomycota; Sordariomycetes; Hypocreales; Clavicipitaceae. The transcript has 2 exons.
AUGCCGCCGCAUAUCGAUGUGCCGUGGCUGUCGUACCGCGAGCACGCCGACAGCAUGGCCCGACACAGCAUCCCUCUCGAGUCGCUUUCGCCUCCUCCGCCAGAAUAUGGCAAGAUGCCUCGAGGCGGCCCCGAAUCCGUCCACAACCAUUACCACAUGGGCGGCGACGAGCCAAGUCGUGCGCCUUGGUAUCGUCGAAAAUUGGUCUUUUGGGCCCUCGCCGGCAUCUUGGCGUUUCUCGUCGUGUCCGGGCUGAUUGUGAUGGGAGUGGUGCUCAAAGUGCUGACGGACAAGAAGGCUGACAGCGCCCACGGUAGUCCUGGCGAUUCACCCGGCAUUGCCUCGCUCACCUCGACGCCGUCUCCAACGAGUGGCUCCGAGACAAGCGCCAGCUCGGCACCUGCUACUACUACGCGACCACAGACAACCGCGACGCCAUUCACAAUGUUGGAAAAGUCCCAGCUGGCGUCAGCCUACGUCAAGGCCAAAGACCUUGCAUCAAGUCGGCGUGUCUUGGUCCGACAAGAGGACUCCAACGACCUCCUGGUCACCGAGUGGGCAGGGGGCAACAUAACGCACUACCGAAUCAAGGACAAGCUUGGCUCUUUGUUCCCCAACGAUGCUAAGCCUGGCACACCUCUUGCCUUGCAGGGCGACGAUGUCGGAACCCUUCACCUAUUUUACCUGAGCAGAACAAACAUCAUCUCCUACGUGUACGAACCGUCCGCUGGAACGUGGAAGGCCGGGGACGUCAGCAACGAGUACGGGGCUAUUCGCACGUCGGCAUUUUCGAGCCUAUCUGCCGCGUGGCACAACGGCAGGAAGGCAUCGGGUCUGCUCGUCAUUGCUUUCAACAAUGGUGCACAGAGACUUCAGCUCGCCAUGGCGGCCAAUCCCGCAGAGCGAAACGCGUGGUACAUUGCCGACGUGGUGACGCUCGACACGGGCUCUGUGCCGGGUCAGUCUAACCUGCCUACUUACUCACUAGCGGGAGACUGGUUUGUCACGGACGCCAAAGACAAAGGCAGAGGAUUCCAACAGCUUCUCAUUGCGGUGGUGGAAGCAGCCGAAGUGGCGCCGUGGGAGUGCGCGGUCGACUUUUGGCCACCCCCGGACGUGCAAGUCAGGUGCCAAAAGGGCAACGCAACCUUUCACGAUGAAAAAGACAAGGGGUUGACCUUGGUGCCGCCACCGAAGCAGUUCUGCUGGAUCAGCCAAAACGAGGGCCAAGACGACUCUGUCAGCAACUACGACUUUAUUCUCUUGUCGUCGGACGGCAGCGGCACGGUGCAUGAGAACAGCGUCGGUAACGGCUUGACGCGAAGUGUGGGCAGGGGCUUCAAGGCAGACGCGCCAAUCAAGGCCAUGUCGGCGACGACGGAAGGAAUAGUGUUUGUGUCGUCUGGGAAGGAUGUGUACGCGUACCGAAAGCAGGGGUCAGGGUGGCAGUUGGAUGUCAGCACAAACGGCCUGUUUCGAAGGGCGCGACACGUCGAGGGCGGGAGAAGCAAUGAAUGA